Gastrolobium bilobum is the source of this 615-nucleotide messenger RNA. RefSeq lists its product as uncharacterized. The coding region runs from base 1 to 615 and encodes 204 amino acids. The record is from RefSeq and is a predicted model, not a curated record. Gene Ontology annotation, molecular function: nucleic acid binding; RNA-DNA hybrid ribonuclease activity. NCBI's taxonomy places the organism in Eukaryota, Viridiplantae, Streptophyta, Magnoliopsida, Fabales, Fabaceae. The transcript is spliced from 3 exons.
AUGGAGCUAACACCAUUGAACCCGAAAUGUGAAGAAUCUGGGGAUGCAUGGAAGGUCUAUGUAGAUGGAUCCUCCAACAAUAAAGAAAGUGGAGCCGGAAUCAUACUCGAAAGCCCAGAAGGAGUGACAAUUGAACACUCCUUAAACUUGGGCUUCCCAACUUCAAACAAUCAAGCAGAGUACGAAGCUUUGAUAGCCGGAUUGAUACAGGCUAAAGAACACGGAGCUAGAAGGGUAAAAAUCUUCAGUGACUCACAAUUGAUGACUUCACAGAUAGAAGGAAAGUAUCAGGCCAAGGGUCCUCUGUUAAUGAAAUACUUGAACAAAGUACAGGAGAUGAUGGCCGACUUUGAUGAAGUGCAAGUCACUCAUAUCCCUCGGGGGGGAAAUAGUCGGGCUGAUAUUUUGUCUAAAUUGGUUGCAUUGGGUGAUAUGUCUGAGCUUCUAACUAGUAAAUAUGACGCUGAUAGGUUGCCAGAAGGAAAAUUGAGCUACACGCAUCCCAAAACCAUGGUAAAUAAAGAUGGAACCACUCCCAGGCAACUCAAAAACAGCCGACAACCUGAUCUGGAGCUCGCCGCUGGCAGAAACGCCUCCACGUGCCGCCACGCGUAG